Bathycoccus prasinos is the source of this 1599-nucleotide messenger RNA. RefSeq lists its product with no specific name. The record is from RefSeq and is a predicted model, not a curated record. Lineage: Eukaryota; Viridiplantae; Chlorophyta; Mamiellophyceae; Mamiellales; Bathycoccaceae. The transcript has a single exon. Bases 1 to 1599 code for a protein of 532 amino acids.
AUGAAUAAUACAUCAUCGAAAAGAACGACGAUGAGAACGUUUGUCUUCUUGAUGAUGAUGUUGGCGGCUUCAACGCUUUCAAUGAUAACACCAACGAGCGCACAACAGAACGACGACGAAAAACAAACGAUGAUUGAUCAUGAUGGCACGGACCAUUACUCGUCCCGCUCGGUUCGCUUAUCCUCCGAUACCACCAAUAUCGGCUCGAACGAACGCAAAAUCUUAAUCGAGAACGAUUACGAAGUCACGUACGGCACGUAUUUUAAAAUCGUACGCAUGAAGUGCGGGUUUGACCACGCGGUGAAAAAUCCAGGCAAAUGCACGAAAAACACGUACGUGUUGAGGAAACGAGGGACGGACGUACCGACGAUCGAUCCGAACACGAACGAAAUGAUUGAACUCGUGAGCGAAGAUGGCACAGAAACGAGACAUUUUGAAAUUCCAGCGACGUCGAUUGCAGUCGGCGGGACGUUCGCGUUGGCGUAUUUGGAAGCGUUGGAUGUGGACGCGGAGACUUUGAAGUUGAUCGACUCGCAGUACAUGCACUCGCCGUGCAUGCAGUUGGCGGUGCAAAAUGGAGAGAUUAUCGAUCAAGCAAGUGCGGUGUACGACCCAGUGGAUUGGAGUGUGGAUACGACGGCGUGGUCGGCGAAGUGCGACGAGUUGAACGUCGAUUUGACGUUCACGGAUGAGUACGGCACCGGUAAGUGCGGGAACCGAGAAGAAGUGAACGUCUUGUUUCACGGGAACGCGGACGACACCGCGAUUUUACGCGCCGAAUGGGUGAAGUUUGUGAGCUUGUUCUUCGAUAAGGAACAGUUUGCGAACGAGUAUUUCGCCUUGGAAAGCGACGCCGUGGAGGCUAUUAAGACGUACGUGGAGAAGGGCAUCGUGGCGAGUUUGUCCGAGAAAAAGACAUGCGUUUGGGUGCAAAAGAUGGGCUCGUAUUACGAAAUCUUACACGACACGUUUCGCACUUCGUUGUGUGUGGAUGCAGGGAUGCUUGCGUACCAAGGCGAAGCGGGUUUUUUGAAAAAGGCGUUUGCCAUCGACACGCAACAGGAAGCGUUUCAUUCAGCCAUUCGCGAUUACGACGUGGUCGUGGACGAGAGCUACUUUUACGACGUUUCCUCGUUAAAUCGCUCUGCUUACGAAAGCAACUUGGCGUUCGACCAACUCUCUGGCCAAACGGUCAAAGCGAAAGAUGGCAACGGCGGUUUGCUCUUACGGGUGGACGCUUCGCGAGGCAACGGCAUGACGGACGAUCUCAAAGAAUCCGGCGAAGUUCGACCGGCGCUGUUGUUGAACGAUCUCGUGACCAACGUGUACGGUGGAACGUUGUCCAACGACGACGCGUGUCCGAAAUACUUUCGAAAUGCGGACGAGAGUGCGAUUUACGUGACGCACGAAAACUGCGCGGCGUUGGAGAAUGCCGAUAACGAGAAGAAGUGCGUGACCGAUUUGAAAGAAGAGGCGGAGAGAAAGACGCCUUCUGCUUUAUUCGCGGAUUCCAGCGCAAUCACGACGAGAGACGCGAUCGUUGCGACGUUCGGCGUAUCUAUCGCGACCGCACUUAGUGUGUUAUUCGCCAUUGCGUGA